This is a messenger RNA of Arctia plantaginis, 333 nucleotides long. The record is from the annotation of a GenBank genome assembly. Lineage: Eukaryota; Metazoa; Arthropoda; Insecta; Lepidoptera; Erebidae.
AUGAAGGAUAGGUUUGAUCGAUCUCAUAAAAAAUGCAUUAAGUACUCGGUGGGACAACUGGUACUUUGUAAAGGGGGAAUAACCAGAGUAAGCGCUAAUAUAACUAGGAAACUUAACGGGUUGUAUACAGGACCAUAUAGAGUAUGCAAAGCAGAAGAGUCGUUGGAUCGCUACACUAUAUGUAGUAUUAAAGGCAUGAAAGGUUAUCAAAAAUUUACUGCUGUUGUUCGCGGUGAAGUCCUCCGACCUUUCAAAUCUUCCAUUCCCGAUGAUAGCAGUGGCAGUGACCAUGAGGUUGAUAGAGAUGAUUUGAUAGACUUAUUAGAGUGUUAA